AAACGUAUUUUUUAUUGCCUAACAUGUCAGUUUUGUUCAAAUAUUAGUGUACAUAUUUCUUCUUCGCACGUUUUUCGAACACUUUUAUACCCAGCCACGCCCAUAUUUACUUUACUGCAACAACCUAGUUUUAUUAAAUUCACCGCAUAGUUGAAUUGCCUUCGUAAAUCAAAAGACCAAUCCCAAAAUACUGAAAAUGGGCAAGAGAUCGCAGAAGAGCAGUGUGCUGAUGGUGUGUGUGGGCAACCUUUGCCGCUCCCCAAUUGCCGAGGCUGUGAUGCGUGACGUGGUCACGAGGGCGGGACUGCAGGGGGAGUGGCACGUGGAGAGUGCCGGGAUCGAGGAUUGGCACUCCGGCCGUCGACCGGAUGAGCGGGCUCUCAAUGUCCUGGCCAGGCACAAUAUCGACUACCAUGGCAAGGCGAGAGUUCUAGCUCCGGAGGACUUCUUCGAAUUCGACUACAUCUUCGCCAUGGAUCUCAGCAACCUGGCCGCCUUGAGGCGCAUGGCUCCCAAAGGCACCACUGCCAAGUUGCUGAUUUUGGGGAAUUUUGGCCUGAAACCAGAUGAACGCAUCAUUGAGGAUCCCUAUUAUGUGAGUACAUAGGACAUCAGUGAAGCACCAUUUGAACAAAUUUACCGGCAGUGCAGCAUAGCGUGCAAGAAUUUCUUGAAACAAGCGCUUUUAAAACAGAUAAUGUAGAUAAGCCCCCGACACCGCCCAAGGGUUAAGCCAUCCGACCGAAAACAGCUGAUAGCCCGCGUUGCCAACUAACAGUUGAGGCCAGGGCUGCAGGUUGCGGAACGCUCAAUUGCGAGCCG
Messenger RNA from Drosophila simulans, 822 nucleotides. Its product is annotated as low molecular weight phosphotyrosine protein phosphatase 2. Lineage: Eukaryota; Metazoa; Arthropoda; Insecta; Diptera; Drosophilidae. Gene Ontology annotation, molecular function: non-membrane spanning protein tyrosine phosphatase activity; acid phosphatase activity. Bases 197 to 607 code for a protein of 136 amino acids. Gene Ontology annotation, cellular component: cytoplasm. The transcript is spliced from 3 exons. Gene Ontology annotation, biological process: protein dephosphorylation. The record is from RefSeq and is a predicted model, not a curated record.